Molecule: messenger RNA, 419 nt
Organism: Gloeophyllum trabeum ATCC 11539
Lineage: Eukaryota; Fungi; Basidiomycota; Agaricomycetes; Gloeophyllales; Gloeophyllaceae
Exons: 1
Coding region: 147-398 (83 amino acids)
Source: RefSeq, a predicted model, not a curated record
AGCCAAUACAUGCACAUUGCAGAACUAGACACCAGAAUGUCUAUUAGGCCUAUCUACAACAACUCCCGGUGGGCUUUUUGACAAGGCAUCAUCUGAAUAUCUACGUCGUCCGGUCCGAAGCUUCCUGCGCAACAUCCUCCAUUUCCAUGCCUCUUUACCUCGCUUCACCAGUGUUUUCUUCCACUUCUGCCUCAGGAGCCUCCGAUACCGGCUUUUAUCCCCUGAUGCACCCCCUACUACUUCCUUCUGUACCUUCCACAUCCGCCGCUGGGUAUCCAGGAGUUUCUGCUGAGACAGCAGAUCCUUUGCAGGGCUCGUGUGGCCUUCUUUCGCUAAGAAGGAUGCGAGGCGUCGCCGAACGCGCUCAUCGACCACAGACGGGCCCCAUCGCUGCUUGAAAGCAGCCACGAGCUCACUCC